AAGCGCUCCCCGUUUGUCCGACCAAGUAGUGUAACGACCAAAAAUAUCGUUAAAUAUUUAAAGUUUCAUUAAGUGUCUAGUGUGACAAAAUGAGAGCACCGAUUUUAGUUUCAGUCAGUUUUUUAUGCUUACUGGUCGUUGUCGACAAAGCUGUAGCACAGGAGACUGAAGCUAAUAUUAUAGCAAGCACGACGAGCGAAGCAACUGUCACGCUUUCGGACGACAGCGAACAUUUGACAAAUCCGAUUUUAGAGAGGUCUUCCCACGCCCACUCACAUGUUCACGUCGAACCUGCGCUCAAAGGGUUCUGGACGAAGAAGUUCGCUUGGCGACCGCGCUGGGUGAAGACCUGGCAGGAGAAGAAGAUCUACGUCGCAGUAUGGAAGCGGAUGUGGGGCCCCGCGGUAUUGAAGGAGUGGGUACCUGUGCCCAGGCCACCGCCCGGCUGGAUAAAGCACAACUCCGGAGCAUAUGCCGUCAAAAAAUAUCCUUACCAUUAUUAAGUCGUGAUCGUGGUCGUUGUAAACUCAUUUACUUAGGCUGUUCCUUUUCAUUAUAAGCUAAAGUACUACAGAUAGGUACAUUCUUAGUAAGUACUUACAAGGUUCAUGCACUUAAUAAAUGUUCAUUAAAAAUAAAUGAACAUCGCUCGCUCGUUGCUGUUCAAAAUUAAAUGUAGCCUCGGAAGCGCAUUCAAUAAAUGUAUUUCCUACUUAACUUUUGAAACGUAAAUACUAGUAACCUGUGUUAUUAAUAAUUGCUGUCAGUCAAUAUGAAUUCAAAUUAAUCCGAAUAAUCCGAGCCGUUUGCAGCACGCCAUAAUUUUUCAUCACAUUCCCGGCGAAUAUUAUUUUUCAUCGACAACGUCCACAAAAACCUCUGUGUAUUCUUAAUUUUGUCACUUCUGUCUUUCUAUUUUUAUUUCCAUUCUUGCUGACCGAAUCCUGAGGAUCUAUAUUUAAGUAUUCAUAACUGAACAAAAUAUUCCCAUAUAUUAGGUCUGAUUAGCGCCUACAUGAUGCGCGACCCACGACGCGACGUUUGCAUCUGUGUCUUAAGACAACUGUCAAAAUGUUUUCCAUUGGUCUCAAAGACCAUGAUUGGUCUACUACAAACAAGGGACAAAUUAAUUUGUCUAUCCAGAACGUUAUUAGUUACCUAUAAAACUUUAGUAACUAGAUACGAGAUUAUUUUUCACAACAAGGCACUUCUAGGAAACUGAACGACGAGAUUAAAGAACGAAGCAAAGAAGCAAUAUCCUGGCAUUACUCGUAGGUAGUGCUUAUACCUAAGUAUGUAAGUAUUUAUAUGUACUUAUUUUAUUAUUUUUAUGAAAUUCUGAGCGCAAAGCGAACGGAUCCACGGCCACGCGCGGCUUCUGAAAAAGUAUAUCUGCGUAGCAUAGGGUUGCCACCGGUACUAUAUUGUUAUGUGAAUAGGUAGGUAUACUAUACAGGGUGUUAGUGGGGGAUGAUUCCGCUCAUGGAUAAUUCCACUUGAUAUUAACUCAGAAUAAUGAGCAGAAUCAGCCCUGUCAGUAUUGGUUACGAUUACAAGUACGAACAGGUAGACAUACAAGUAAAUAUAGUAAAAAGUACUUAUGUAAGUACUCUAAACGGCGAUGAUGAUGAGAGUGGAAGAAGCGAAAGUAGUGUGUUACAAUGUAGUAGACGGAAUACCGUGACUUUGCCUACUUAUUCUUGUAUUAAAAAAAAUAUACUAUAAUAUUUUAGCCAAUUAAAAAAAUAUACGAUACCUAUUUCCAUUAAAAACUUGGCAACCCUAUAAAAUAAUAUGCAUGCACCCUGUUUGCUGAUCUAGGGCUUAAUAAAAUACCUGCUUUAAAAUGUUAGUUAUAAGUAUACCUUGACUAGUAUCUCGGCUAAUACAGCAAAAUGAAUAAAUAAGUUAUGGGUUUAGUAAUACAUACUUAAUACAAAACAUAAAUAAACAUAUAAUAUGCAUUCAACUGCUUUACAUUGGGACUUAUCUCAGCUUUGAGACUUCUCUCAAGAUCAUGUCAAUGUGAUAUUAUAUAAAAACAGGGACUUGAGCAUAAUCUUGAGGACAGCCCCAGCUGAGAUUAGUUUAUUAAUACCACCCUAAGUAUGGAGUAAAGUAUAUUAUCACCAUUUCAUUAUAAUGUGCAAUACAAUUUUUGAUCAUCAAGCUGCAAGUAUUAUUUAAAAUUACCCCUCCCCUAGUUGUUUGAGGGGAGGCUUGUGCCCAAUACCCAGCAGUUGAAUGCAUAUGUUUAUUUAUGUUUUGUAUUAAGUAUGUAUUACUAAACCCAUAACUAUUUUAUUAAUUUUGCUGUAUUAGCCGAGAUACUAGGUAUACUUAUUCGCACCUUUAUUAAUACCACCCUUAGAUAGAAGUACCUAGUACUUAUUGUAUCAAUAUUACUACUUCUGUACAGAAUAGUUUCGCGACUGCGAAUGUUACUGCUUGUUGCUAGAACCGGGAAAACGGGACAUGCAUAUUUCCGGAUGGAUUUUCCGGGUCUUUGUAUGAAACCGGAAACAAAGGCGAAUAGCGGGACGUUUUAGCGGUUCUAUAGGCAACAAGCUU
Molecule: messenger RNA, 2571 nt
Organism: Pectinophora gossypiella (pink bollworm)
Lineage: Eukaryota; Metazoa; Arthropoda; Insecta; Lepidoptera; Gelechiidae
Exons: 3
Coding region: 90-503 (137 amino acids)
Source: RefSeq, a predicted model, not a curated record